Molecule: messenger RNA, 1606 nt
Organism: Selaginella moellendorffii
Lineage: Eukaryota; Viridiplantae; Streptophyta; Lycopodiopsida; Selaginellales; Selaginellaceae
Product: protein disulfide-isomerase
Exons: 10
Coding region: 27-1508 (493 amino acids)
Biological process (GO): response to endoplasmic reticulum stress; protein folding
Cellular component (GO): endoplasmic reticulum
Molecular function (GO): protein disulfide isomerase activity
Source: RefSeq, a predicted model, not a curated record
UAGGGCUUUGUUAUUGGAUCAUUUCCAUGGCGCGAGAGGGAGUGGUAUUCCUGGCGCUUGCGCUGCUGGCGGUCACUGCUGCCAGAGUCAUCGAUGCGUCGAGCGAGAGCAGCGAUGUUCUUGAGCUCGACGACUCCAACUUCGCGGACGAGAUCAAGAAGCACGACUUCAUCGUCGUCGAGUUCUACGCGCCCUGGUGUGGGCACUGUAAGAAGCUAGCUCCCGAGUACGAGAAGGCGGCGACCGCACUGAAAGAACACAACAUCGUUUUGGCCAAAGUAGACGCGAACGAGGAGAAGAACAAGAAGAUUGCGUCGGACUAUGAGAUCCGGGGUUUCCCCACCUUGAAGAUCAUUCGCAAGGGGACCGUGGAGGAGUACAAGGGGCCGCGCGACGCAGAUGGCAUUGUGAGCUACUUGAAGAAACAAGCCGGGCCAGCCACAGUGGAGCUAACUUCUACUGAAGAGGCUGGAGAUUUCGUUGGACAGAACAAGAUAGCUAUUAUUGGAGUUUUUAAGUCUUAUGAUAGCGAAGAGUUCCAAAACUUCACGGCUCUCGCGGAAGCGCUCAGAUCUGAGUACGACUUUCGUCACACACUGGACGCUUCCGUGCUGCCUCUGAAGGACGAGCCACUGAAAGCUCCGGCAGUCAGGCUGUUCAAGGUUUUCGACGAACGUUUUAACGACUUCACGAAUUUCUAUGUCGAGGAGCUCAAAAAGUUUGUGGAGGAAUCGAGCUUGCCUCUUGUGACCGAGCUGAAUCAGGACCCCGAAAUGCAGCCGUUUCUAAUGAAGUUUUUCAACAAGGAGGCGCCAAAGGUGUUUCUGUUUGUCGAGUCGAGCCAUGACGAAGAAUAUCGACCUGCUUACAAGAAGGUUGCAGAGUCAAACAAACCAAAAGGCCUUCUUUUCCUUGCUGCCAACAGCGCAGGAAACGACCAUGCUCUUCAGCACUUUGGUCUUGCAGCUGCAAAGCUGCCGUCCAUUGUUGUACAAGACGCACAAGGGAAAAAGUUCGCAGUAGAGACGAUCGAAUCAUCAAAGCUAUCCAGUUUUGUGGACGACUAUUUGGCUGGAAAGCUCAAGCCGUGGGUGAAGUCCGAGCCCGUUCCCGAGAAAAACGAUGAACCAGUCAAAGUGGUGGUGAGGAACACUUUGAACGACCUCGUUAUCGAGUCUGGGAAAGAUGUUCUUUUGGAAUUCUACGCGCCGUGGUGUGGCCACUGUAAGAAACUGGCGCCCACGCUGGACGAAGUCGCGGAACACUUCAAGGAUGAUCCCAAGGUCGUCAUCGCGAAACUGGAUGCCACUGCCAACGACAUUGAAGACGAAACGUUUGACGUCCAGGGCUUCCCCACGCUCUACCUCUACACGGGCGCCAAGCAAGCCGUCAAGUACGAGGGCGAUCGAAGCAAGGAGGAUUUGAUCAGCUUCGUUGACAAGCACAGAACCUCGGCUGCUCCUUCGGCGACACCGGACGCCGGCGAGCCUUCUAAAGACGAGCUGUGAUUUCCGUCGGGAGAAUUUUUGCGAAGCGAUGGAAUGGUGCUUUAUGUUAUGUGUUGCCGGAAACUAAUAAGACGAGAUCAAUCCAUCACUUUGCUGGA